This is a messenger RNA of Medicago truncatula (barrel medic), 1347 nucleotides long. Its product is annotated as cationic peroxidase 1. Gene Ontology annotation, biological process: response to oxidative stress; hydrogen peroxide catabolic process. The transcript is spliced from 3 exons. The coding region runs from base 123 to 1094 and encodes 323 amino acids. NCBI's taxonomy places the organism in Eukaryota, Viridiplantae, Streptophyta, Magnoliopsida, Fabales, Fabaceae. Gene Ontology annotation, molecular function: peroxidase activity; heme binding. The record is from RefSeq and is a predicted model, not a curated record.
UCAUCAAAAAAUAAAAGUUGCUACAUUUCCAUUCUAUAUAAAUCAUCCCUCUAUAGCUAGAUACUCACAAAAACAAAAUCUUUGCUCAAAUUAUAGUCUCAUAUACACAAGCAUAGAGUAAAAUGGAUUCUCGUAUCCAAUUCGUGCUAUUUGUGGUCACUUUUGCAACAAUUUUGAGCCCUACCAUUGCAAAACUGACUCCAAAUUAUUAUGACAGAAUUUGUCCCAAGGCAUUGCCAAUCAUAAAUUCAAUUGUUAAGCAAGCAAUUAUUCGUGAGCCACGCAUGGGAGCAUCAUUGCUACGUUUGCAUUUCCAUGACUGCUUUGUUAACGGUUGUGAUGGAUCGGUUCUGCUAGAUGAUACCCCUACCUUCAUUGGUGAGAAGACUGCAUUUCCAAAUAUCAAUUCAAUUAGAGGUUUUGAGGUUGUUGAUCAAAUUAAAGAAGCAGUUACCAAAGCUUGCAAACGCGAUGUCGUAUCAUGCGCCGAUAUUUUAGCUAUAGCUGCUCGAGACUCUGUUGCCAUUCUGGGUGGUAAGCAAUAUUGGUACCAAGUGUUACUAGGAAGAAGAGAUUCAAGAUUUGCAAGCAGGGAUGCAGCAAAUACAAAUCUUCCUCCUCCAUUUUUCAAUUUCUCACAACUCAUCACAAAUUUCAAGUCUCAUGGACUUAACCUUAAAGACUUAGUUGUUCUAUCUGGUGGCCACACAAUUGGAUUUUCCAAAUGCACUAACUUUAGAGACAGGAUCUUCAAUGACACCAACAUAGACACCAAUUUUGCUGCCAAUUUGCAAAAGACAUGCCCUAAAAUCGGCGGCGACGAUAAUUUAGCACCAUUUGAUUCUACACCUAACAAAGUUGACACAUCAUAUUAUAAGGCUUUGUUGUAUAAAAGGGGUCUUCUUCAUUCUGAUCAAGAGCUUUUUAAAGGUGAUGGUUCUCAAAGUGAUAGAUUGGUUCAACUUUAUAGUAAAAAUUCUUAUGCUUUUGCUUAUGAUUUUGGAGUUUCUAUGAUUAAGAUGGGUAACUUGAAGCCUCUUACUGGUAAAAAGGGUGAGAUCAGGUGCAAUUGCAGAAAAGUUAACCAGAUAUGAAUGAAGAAGGAUAAUGAUUGAUUAAUUGUUUAAUAUAAAGUUGAGGGAAUUUUUUUAUAUUUUCUAUAAAUUAUCAAAAUAUGUUGAUUGUUGAGAAUAAGAAUUCUAGGUUCAAAACAGAAUCUUGAAUUGUCAAGGAGUCUGUUAAAUGUGAGAUUUAUUAUUAUGUUUCAUUUCAAAAGUAUUAAGUUUUAUUUGUGUGACUAUUUGGAUUGUGAUUAUUGCUAAAUGUUUAUACGUAUUAAAAUUUGCA